CUAAGAUCCAUUCAGCGAAAGAGUUCCAAAUUUUCUGUACACAGUCCAAAAGCCUUCCGGCCAACUUCAACGUAUAACCUCUCCUCGCACCCGGUUAAACAUGGCAUUCGGAGGAUCAGGCGGCCGGGGCGGCUUUGGAGGCAGAGGGGGAGGACGAGGUGGAAGGGGCGGAGGUGACCGUGGUGGACGGGGUGGGGGAAGAGGAGGCGCACGAGGGGGAGGAGUUAUGAAGCGUGGGGGCGACCGAGGCGGCAGGGGAGGCGGUCGCGGCGGGGGACGGGGUCGUGGUGGUGACAGAGGGCGGGGCCGCGGAGGAGGCCGCGGCGGCGCGAAGGGCGGAGCGAACGUCGUCCUCGAGCCCCAUCGCCAUCCCGGUAUCUUCAUCGCAAAAGGGAAGGAGCACCUCCUCGUCACGAAAAACCUGGUCCCCGGCGAGAGCGUGUACGGCGAGAAGCGCAUAUCCAUCGACGGCGGUGUGGAGGGCACGAAGAUCGAGUACCGCGUGUGGAAUCCGUUCCGGAGUAAGCUUGCGGCCGGGGUGCUCAGUGGGUUGGAUGAGAUCUAUAUUGCGCCUGGGAAGAAGGUGUUGUACCUCGGUGCUGCUAGCGGAACUAGUGUUAGUCACGUAGCGGAUAUAGUUGGGCCGGAAGGAGUUGUGUACGCUGUAGAGUUCUCGCCACGAUCAGGCCGUGACCUAAUUGGUAUGGCAAAGAAGCGGACGAAUGUCAUUCCCAUCGUGGAGGACGCCCGUCUGCCACAAAAAUACCGGAUGCUCGUCUCAACAGUGGACGUCAUCUUCGCCGAUGUCGCGCAACCCGACCAGGCCCGUAUAGUGGCCAUCAACGCCCACAUGUUCCUGCGGAACAAUGGACACGCUGUGAUCUCAAUAAAAGCAAACUGCAUCGACUCUACGGUUGAGCCCUCGAUCGUGUUCGCCAAGGAGGUGGAUGCUCUGCGGGAACAGCACUUUAAGCCUAUCGAACAGGUUACUCUGGAGCCUUACGAGCGUGACCACGCAAUGGUGACAGCUGAAUACCGCCGGCACGACGCCAUGCGUGCAUAGGGUCGUCCGUCUCUGAUUCCUCGUCUGUUUCCCUCUCUUGGUGUACUUCCCUUGCGUAUCAUUUUUCUGUUUUCUUUCCCAAAUAUAACUGUAAUUUUGAGCCGACACGC
Messenger RNA from Gloeophyllum trabeum ATCC 11539, 1173 nucleotides. RefSeq names its product Fibrillarin. Lineage: Eukaryota; Fungi; Basidiomycota; Agaricomycetes; Gloeophyllales; Gloeophyllaceae. Gene Ontology annotation, cellular component: box C/D methylation guide snoRNP complex; nucleolus; small-subunit processome. Gene Ontology annotation, molecular function: RNA binding; histone H2AQ104 methyltransferase activity; rRNA methyltransferase activity. Gene Ontology annotation, biological process: rRNA methylation; box C/D sno(s)RNA 3'-end processing. The transcript has 6 exons. The record is from RefSeq and is a predicted model, not a curated record. The coding region runs from base 101 to 1063 and encodes 320 amino acids.